AGCGGCAAGUCUGACAGUCGAUUGCACAAAUACUUUUUAGCUCUGGGAUCAAGUUAGAUUUUAGGUUUAGGUUUAGUAGGAUUAAGAACAAAGUUGUUGGUACUUUCAUCUCCAACCACCCCCACCCACAAAUGUCCCCUUAGCAAGUAGCCAUGACCUGACCUCCACGAUUGCCUUUGCACCCAUUGUGCCACCCAACCUCUACGCCUGCUUGAGAGAGCAUCUCUACCAACGAAUACUGAACUGUCAAAAUCGGAAACCAGAUAAUUUGCACGUAUUAUGCAUAGCAUUCAAUCUUCCAGGACUAGUUAAGAUUUUGAAAGCAAACUCUGCUGGAAUACCGUAAGAAAAUGAACUUCAUCCCGGAGCAAGAACUCGUCAUCAACCAACUGGAACGUGGCACCGUCGUGACCAAAUUUUUCUUCCGCAAAAGGGCUGAACGUCGGACACUUGCUGUUCGACGGGAGACAAAACAAGUAAUUUGGCAGCGCCCAAACAAUAAUGGUGGAAAUGGAGCUGGGAACGGAGCAGGGGGGCCCGUGACGAACAACCUCCGCGUCCUAUGCGAGGGCACCGUCGACAUUCGAGAAAUCAAACUACUCCGUCUGGGAAAAAACUCGAAAGAUUUCGACAAAUGGCCAGAUGACUCAAAACGGCACGACAGUUCUAAAUGUUUCGUAAUUUUCUACGGUUCAGAGUUUCGAUUAAGAACGCUAAGUAUUGCAGCUCUCUCAGAGAAGGAAGCAGAACUGUGGAUCAAGGGACUCAACUUUUUAAUCGCAGACAAUAACAAGACCCCAUACCCUCUUCAACUUAAUAUGUGGUUGAGAAAAGAGUUUUAUGGGAUGGAGAAUGCACGGGGGAAUAUUACAUUGAAGGAGUUAAAAACCUUUCUUCCAAAAGUGAAUUGUAAGAUGAGUACGACUCGAUUAAGGGAGCUAUUUCAAUCUGUGGAUACGAGAAAGACGGGAGAGCUCGGAUUUGACGAUUUUGCAACUUUGUUUCAUGACACUUUGGUAUUUGACAAGGCACCCUUCAAUGAUUACUUGUCACAGUAUUCCAAAGAUGGUGAGAUUGUUAGUUUCGACGAGUUUCGUCUUCUACUCGAAGUUGAGCAGAAAGAAAGCAAAGUGGAUGUGUGCGGCGUCAUAAGGGAGUAUCUACAGGAUCCACUGAGGGACGUGAAACAGCCACAUCUUACAGUGUCAGAGUUUGUGGACUACUUAUAUUCGAAACAGAAUGAGAUUUGGGACAGCAAAUACUCUGUCAUUCAUCAAGAUAUGACACGUCCACUUUCCCACUAUUGGAUUGCAUCCUCACACAAUACAUACCUUACUGGAGAUCAAUUUAGUUCGGAAUCCUCUGUUGAGGCCUAUGUUCGUUGUUUACUGCAAGGAUGUCGCUGUAUCGAGCUGGAUUGUUGGGAUGGACCAGAUUCGAUGCCAAUUAUUUUUCAUGGACACACACUCACUACAAAAAUUAAAUUUAUAGACGUGCUGAAAGCAAUUCGAGAUCAAGCCUUUAUUAGUUCAGAGUAUCCUGUGAUUCUAAGUAUUGAAGACCAUUGCACUUUGCCACAGCAGAGGAAGAUGGCGCAAAAAUUCCAAGAAAUAUUUGGAGAUAUGUUGGUGACGCAGUUCCUCGAUAAGAAUGAAAUACAGCUGCCUUCGCCAGAGCAACUCAAACGUCGAAUCAUUUUGAAACACAAGAAAUUGCCUGAAAAUGGAACCUUAGAAGAAGUUGCAAGCACGACGAGGCAACCUGAAGAGUUUUCCAAAGAUAUUGAUUUAUCCAACACAAUAAAAAAUGGAGUAAUGUAUUUGAAAGACGAUCUUGGGCUGGACUGGAUACCACAUUUCUUUGUUCUUACUUAUACGCAGCUGUCGUACACAGAAAUGACAACAGAUCAAGAUAUUAAUGACGAUACAGCAAGCAUUGAAGAAGCCAGUGAUCAAGAUGACCCUUCUGUUGUUGGUACCGCCAAGAGAAGUAAGAAGAAUGAAGACGAACUGCAUUUUAGUGAAGGGUGGUUUCACGGCCGAUUACGAGGAGGAAGAGGUGCAGCCAAUGAACUUGUUGAAAAGUAUGCGACUGAUUAUGGAGAUGGAACUUUCCUAGUGCGUGAGAGUGAAAACUUUGUUGGUGAUUACACCAUUUCAUUCUACAAAUCGAAUAAAGUGCAUCACUGCCACAUUCAUUCGAAAUAUGAAUGGGGACAAGUUAAGUAUUAUCUAGUGGACUCGUUAACAUUUGAUAGUUUAUACAGCUUGAUAACAAAUUAUCGAGGGAACCCUAUUCGUGGACUUGAAUUUCAAGUACGCCUCACCGAAGCAGUACCGCAGCCUCAGAGCCACGAGGGGAAGCCUUGGUUUCAUGCUAACAUUGAUAGAAAUGGAGCAGAAGAAUUAUUGCGACGAGUGCCUGUGGACGGUGCAUUUAUGGUUCGUACCAUUUCUCAUGAAGACGCCAGGUUUGCUAUUUCAUUUCGAGUUCAAAAGAAGAUCAAGCAUUGUGUGAUUAAAGAAGAGGGACGGCUUUUCACUGUGGGCAUUAACAAGUUUGAAACACUAGCAGAUUUGAUUUCUCACUAUUCGAAAUAUCCAUUUUAUCAAAAAGUUAAGCUAACACAAGCGGUCAAUCAGGAGUUGGUCAAGACUUUGGGGAAUAGUACAGAUGAUGAUGUCUACACUCAUACAGACUACUUGGACACAAAUGUAAUUUGUUCAGAUAAUAAUAACGUCAGAGUGCGUACGCUAUAUGACUACGAAGCCCGUCGUGCCGAUGAAUUAUCCUUUCGCAAGGGAGAAUUAAUCACAAAUGUGUCAAAGGAGCAUGAGGGAUGGUGGAGAGGAGUAUUAAUGACAGAGAACGGUUUGAUAAGUGAGCAGUCACUAAACGGAUGGUUCCCUUCGAACUAUGUGGAGGAAAUAGAGCCAGAUGAUGAAGAUGAACAAACUCCAUUGGGUUCUCUACAAAAAGGAUCAGUUGAAAUGACACUGGGGGCUUACGUAGAACUUCUUAAAAAUACAUCCUGCGAUUCGAUCCAGUAUGUUAUCAAAAUAUUUGCUGGAGGAACCUCCGUAGGCGUCGGGAACAGCUCUACAUCAGUUCCAUCCAUCCUCCUUGGUUUGAAAUGUGAACCAGAAGCCAAGGAAUGGGUUGAAGCAAUCCGAGAAGUGAGUGCAAGUGCAAGUGACCGAGAAAACAAGAAUAAAAGGAUUGAAAGGAUUAACCGGAUAGCAAAGGAGUUGUCCAGUCUAAUUGUUUACUGUUGCAGCGUUAACAAAUUUAAUUUAGAACGUGUCCGAGCGAAAGGAAGAGUGUUUUAUGAGAUGUACAGCUUUCCCGAAACUGCAGCUGAAAAAUGGAUGUGCGCUUCUGAGAAUUCCUUCUUCAUUUGGUACCAUCAAGUCCAGUUCAGUCGCGUAUAUCCCAAAGGACAACGACUGGACUCCUCCAACUACAAUCCUGUUCCUCUGUGGAAUUCGGGUUGCCAAAUGGUUGCGCUGAAUUAUCAAACCCCAGACAAAGCUAUGCAAUUGAACCAUGGAAAAUUCCGACAAAAUGGAAGAUGUGGCUACGUUUUAAGACCAGAGUUUAUGUUUCAAUCUGAUGAGGACUCCAUGAUAGUUUCGCCAUUUGAAAAUAUUGUCAUCACCAUCGUGGUUCUUGGUGCACGACAUCUCUCCAAAUCUGGCAGAGGAAUUGUGAGUCCUUUCGUUGAAAUUGAGGUAAUUGGAAACUCUUCAGAGGCCAGGAAAACUAAAACCUUUCCAGACAAUGGACUCAAUCCGUACUGGAAUGAGACUUUUGACUUUGAAAUAGUGUGCCCCGAUUUGGUGAUGAUAAGAUUUGUAGUGUAUGAUGAGGACAUGUUUGGUGACCCUAAUUUUAUUGGACAAGCUUGUUAUCCCUUGAAAUGCUUGAGGGAGGGUUACAGAAGUAUUCCUCUCCAAAACGGGUUCGGAGAAGACUUGGAACUGAGCUCUCUACUUGUGCGUUACUCCGUAAAGCCGGCUGUGAGCCCUUUUUAACACUACUCCCAAUGAUUUGAAUUAUUAUUAGUAUUUUGGUAGACUUGUUUAUAUAAUGCCCAACCCACAAAUUCAAAGUCUGUUGAGACUAGAGAAUUACUAUAUCACGAUAUUCACAAUUGAUUACUAAGUCAUCGAUUAUCUAGAUACGUACGUAAUGCAUCCAAACAUUUAAAUGACGCAGAGAUGUGGGUUGUUAGUUUUUGUGAUUGGUUAGUUCAAGGUUCCUUUUCCCGUUCGAAAUAUACUGAAUCGAAGUCGCAGCUAUAUAAGUAGAAUUUAUUAAAUGUUUGUAUUUGCUAUUUUCAUUUUCUUCGUCCACUAGUUUUAAGAUAGUACUUUGAGUAGUAGGGGGUAGGAAUGACGAUGACGACGUGUUAUUAAACUGUCGCAAACACGCAACGUGGUUUAUAUUAUAGAGUCGAUGCAUUCAUCUAUGUAAUAGCAAUGUCGGAUCGAAUCAUGAACCAAUUCUUUCUCCCCAUGUGUGAUGGAAUUCGGUUCAGAUAUGUAUGUUACAUCAUAUAAAAAUCAUGUUACAGAAUUAAGUAAAGAAUUAGGCAAAUGUGCGCAGUUUGUGGAAAGGAAUUAGAUUUUUAACGCAAUUCGGCACAUAAAAAAAUGUUAUUUUUAUUUGUGCUUUAUGUAUGUAUAAUACAUGAAUGCAUGCUUUCUCAUUGUAAGCAAGGCCCGAUACUCAAUAAAUGGGAUGUAUGUAUAGUAUAAUAUUUUAUGUGCGAAACGGGUAGGUGGGUGCGUAUGUGGAUGGUUGUAAUUGCUGAUAAAACAAACAGUGAGACAAAACAAAAGUAUUUCUUAGUUGUAAAUGUUCUGUGACAGGAUUUAACACUUGUUUUUAUUCUAAAAUCGUCAUCUAUUCACAUAAUGACAAUUUUAUGGUUUACUGAAAGUAAACUAAAUUUUUACCUACUUACUCAAUUUUUAUUGUAAUCAUCGCUACCUGACAAAUUUUAACCAUGUAAUUUUAUUCCAAUCUAAUUCCAAAGUCUGUGUUCUUGUAUCUUUCCAGCCGAAAUGUGUAAGUAACUUACAGCAGUAGUUAGUGCUGUGCAACUUAUUUUUCUUUGUGCACUCCUCAAUAAUCAUUCACACUAAAAGGCAAUCAACUUGUGAGAACCUUGUAAAAUUAACUUAUUAUAAGAUCAAACUUAUCAUGUUUUUUAAAACGCUUGCAUGAAAUAAAGCUGUUCGGGUCAAUCAAAUCAAUCAAAACUUUUUAAAAGAAGGCAAUGUAACAAAGUACUGAUAAUACAUAAAUAAUAUAUUAUUAUAAACGUGCUCUUGUUACUACUAUUCCCUUGAUCAUAAAAGUUUUAACCGUAUAUAUUGUUUUAGAAAGUUUUGUUGUAAGUUUUUAACUGUAAACAAGAAAAUGUGUGAGAAACAAAUGUAACCAACUAUGUACAAGCAGAAACGAAUAAAAGCUGCUUCGCAGAUAUUUUAUUUACCGA
Messenger RNA from Folsomia candida, 5506 nucleotides. RefSeq names its product 1-phosphatidylinositol 4,5-bisphosphate phosphodiesterase gamma-1 (gene sl). The record is from RefSeq and is a predicted model, not a curated record. Gene Ontology annotation, molecular function: calcium ion binding; phosphatidylinositol-4,5-bisphosphate phospholipase C activity; protein binding. Lineage: Eukaryota; Metazoa; Arthropoda; Collembola; Entomobryomorpha; Isotomidae. Gene Ontology annotation, biological process: phosphatidylinositol-mediated signaling; positive regulation of epithelial cell migration; lipid metabolic process. The transcript is spliced from 25 exons. Bases 351 to 4034 code for a protein of 1227 amino acids.